Mesocestoides corti is the source of this 2367-nucleotide messenger RNA. Lineage: Eukaryota; Metazoa; Platyhelminthes; Cestoda; Cyclophyllidea; Mesocestoididae. The record is from the annotation of a GenBank genome assembly.
AUGGAUGACUCUGUGAACCCAUUUGCAGACCCAAGCACAAUUCCCACUGCUCCUACGAAAAAGGCGUCGCGUUUUACUACAUUCAGUGUUCCUGAAUCUGACAGUGCAUCUCCAAAUUCAUCGAAUUAUGCCCAAAGUCUGUCUACAAAGUUUAUUCGUACAUCGCCUGGUGGCGAUUUUCUUUCACCACUUCCGAAGUCAACCAGUCGUCGUCCCGAUCAACAUCCCGUGUCUCACAAACCCGAGGGUCAACAGUAUGAUGAUUUUGAAACGAUUGAUUGGGUAAAAGAUAUAGCUUGUGAUCGAGAUCGCCAUCGACGAAUUCACUCUGACAAGAAUACUUGUCUUGGAUGUCUCCGCAUAUACUGGAACUCGGCUUCAGGUUGGGUGUGUGUGAGCCUUGUGGGAAUAGCCGCUGGUUUGAUCGCGGCCCUAAUCGAUAUCGGGACACCCUGGCUCACUGAUUUGAAGGAGGGGGUCUGUCUUGACGCACUCUGGUUUAACCGCGCUCAAUGUUGUUGGUCUUCUGACGUCCCCGGUGAAGACUGUCCGGAGUGGUACUCGUGGUCGCGUUUAGUUAUGAACAAGAAUCCGACAGGUGACCAUCCCGAUGCCUACUUUGUUGCCUACGUCAUUUUUGUGCUGUGGGCAGUCGCCUUUUCCGGUCUGUGCGUUGCUUUCGUUCGGAUGUUUGCUCCAUACGCAUGCGGCUCUGGGAUCCCCGAAAUAAAAACCAUUCUCAGCGGUUUCAUCAUUCGCGGAUACCUUGGCAAGUGGACACUGUUGGUCAAGUCGUUAGGCAUGAUCCUCGGUGUGUCUGCUGGUCUAAGUCUGGGUAAAGAAGGUCCAAUGGUCCAUAUGGCGUCCUGCUGCGGCAACAUUCUCUCCUACCUAUUCCCCAAGUACUCGAAAAACGAGGCCAAGAAACGAGAAAUUUUGUCCGCGGCUGCAGCUGCCGGCGUCGCUGUGGCCUUCGGCGCUCCGAUUGGAGGAGUGCUUUUCUCCCUGGAAGAGGCCUCCUAUUAUUUCCCCAUGAAGACAAUGUUUCGUUCGUUUUUUUGCGCCAUGGUCUCCGCCAAUCUCGUCCGUAUGAUCAACCCCUAUGGAGAUGAGCACCUUGUCAUGUUCCAAAUUGACUACAAAGCCCAGUGGCACAUUGCAGAGCUGAUUCCGUUUGCCAUUUUGGGAUUUUUGGGGGGAAUAUUCGGGACCCUUUUUAAUCGUUCGAACCUCUAUAUAUGUCGCCUGCGUAAAACAACGUGGCUGGGCAAGUACCCUGUUCGCGAGGUGUUGCUGGUGACCCUGGUUACGGCGGUUCUUUCGUUCCCGCUGCCUUACAUGCGCAUGAACAUGGGCGAUCUCAUCCGCCUUAUGGUGAGCAGAUGCGGCCCUGGAGACCUCGGUGUUCUCUGCGAUUACAGAGUGAAUUUGAGCGACACUCAAGCUACCAUGAUGGGCAGUUAUCCAGCUGGGCCUGGCAUCUCCCGAGCAAUGUGGAUGCUUGCCGUCACGCUCAUCUUAAAGUCGGUUAUCACCGUCUUCACCUUUGGCAUCAAAGUUCCCACAGGUCUAUUUAUUCCCUCGCUUGCAGUCGGGGCAAUGAUGGGACGUAUGUUGGGAGUUGGGAUAGAGCAGCUCGUCGUACACCAUGCGGAUCAUCCACUUGUUCAGCGAAUGUGCAAAUCGGCUCACCCAUGCAUUAACCCUGGCUUGUACGCUCUCGUAGGAGCCGCCUCUACCUUGGGCGGUGUGACGCGAAUGACAAUCUCGUUGGUUGUCGUCAUGCUUGAACUCACCGGCGGUUUGACGUACAUUUUGCCAUUGAUGGUGGCAGCAAUGGUCAGCAAGUGGACAGGGGACCGCCUGACUAAUGGGAGUAUUUAUGAGGAGCACAUCCGCCUCAACAACUACCCCUACUUGAGCAGUCGGGAGGAGCUCACGCACACCUCCAUCGCGGCCGACGUAAUGCAGCCCAAAGCCCAGACGUCUCCUCUGCUCGUCGUGACCCAGAACUCGAUGACCGUUGGGGACAUCGAAUAUCUCCUCUCUUCUUCAACUCUCAAGGGAUUUCCUGUUGUUGUUUCCGAAGAUUCCCAAUAUCUGGUUGGUUGGAUUACGAGGAGGGACCUUACGCGGGCUCUAGAACAAGAGAAGCUGUACAAUCCCGAUGUUUCUACGGAGUCAGUUGUCUACUUCACUGAUAGCAAUAGUGCUGGUGACUUUGGCUUAUCAACGAACGUUGCAAACCUUUCGGCAAUCGUCGACCUUUCCCCAAUCACCGUCACUGACCAAACACCCAUGGAAACAGUUCUUGAUUUUUUCCGGAAAUUAGGCCUUCGACAGGUUCUUGUUACCAAGAAUGGGUAA